AUGACGUCGGGAGGAAAGAUCGCCAUUGCGGUCGUGCUCUGUACGAUGGCGCUGUUCUAUCACGCACAUAGCCAAUCUUGUCCCGAAAAAAAUGGCCGCUAUCCCGUGUCUGAUCAGUGUGAUGCGUACACCGAAUGUGUGGACGGUGAACCACGACGACAGCUUUGCCCGGACGGAUUGCUAUUCAACGACAAAGCAUCGCUGUUCACCUACCCGUGCCAGUAUCCGAUCGAUGUCGAUUGUGGCAGCCGUGGACGGACGCAACCGCCCAUCCCGACGGAGGACUGUCCGCAUCAGUUCGGUUACUACAAGGUCGGCGAUAGGGCCAACUGUGGCCAGUUUAAGAACUGUGCCGGUGGUACGGCAUUCGUGCUCAACUGCCCCACCGGGCUAGCGUUCAACUCGGCCACCUACCAGUGCGAUUGGGCGGACCUGGUGGAGGAUUGCGAUGCCGAGGCGUACCUUGGUUUUAAGUGUCCGCCACAGGCCCAGGGAUUGAUCCAGCCGGUGCGUUUCUUCCGUUCGCCGAAUGACUGUCAGAAGUAUUUCUUGUGCGUCGAUGACAGGCCGAGGGUAAACUUUUGCGGUCCGGAACAAGCCUUCAACGAGCUGAUAAACGCGUGCGAUGGGGUCGCCAAUGUAACCGGAUGUGCCUAG
Anopheles marshallii is the source of this 657-nucleotide messenger RNA. Its product is annotated as protein obstructor-E. Gene Ontology annotation, cellular component: extracellular region. The record is from RefSeq and is a predicted model, not a curated record. Gene Ontology annotation, molecular function: chitin binding. The coding region runs from base 1 to 657 and encodes 218 amino acids. NCBI's taxonomy places the organism in Eukaryota, Metazoa, Arthropoda, Insecta, Diptera, Culicidae. The transcript is spliced from 3 exons.